GUGUAUUUUGGUUGUAAAAUGUAAUUAAUAUCGGCUUGUAUUUUGAAUACAGUAGCCUGUAGUUAUUGAGUUUACACAAAAUAAGAGUAUUUUUUGGAGUGAUAUUUAAAAAAUGCAAUUAUUUAUGUGUUUUUUACAAGUAAUGUGUUUACUAUGAAUAAUAAUGUUUUACCUGUGGUUUAAAAUCGUCGUAAAAGCGAAAUCUGGGAAUGUCCCGAAUAAGAUAUUUUGAAUCAUGGUUAUCUUAGUAUCAUUUUAUUGAAUUCGUUUGAGCCCUCCACAUGCAGUGCCCGAAAAAUUAAUUCGACCUUCAUAUUUGAGUGCGACCGAGCCAACUCCCAUGUUAUUGGAAUCUUUCCGAAGACGUUAAAAAUUAAAUAUGAAUACAGUAAUUCUUACAAAUAAUGUUAAAAUCGGUGGUAACAGCCCGUGUUUUAUUAUCGCUGAAAUUGGACAAAAUCAUCAAGGUGAUAUCGAGAUUGCAAAAAAACUGAUAAAAGCGGCUAAGGAAGCCGGCGCCGAUUGCGUUAAAUUCCAAAAGAGUAAUCUCGAAGAAAAGUUUACAAAACAACGCUUAGAACAACCGUAUAAUAACACCAAUUCAUGGGGUUCGACAUACGGCGACCACAAACGACAUUUAGAAUUUACCAAAGAACAAUAUCGAAUUCUGUUAAAAUAUUCACAAGAUCUUAAUAUUUUGUUUACAGCUUCUGCGAUGGAUAUGGAAUCGUUUAACUUUUUACUCAGUCUGAAAGUACCAUUCAUCAAGAUAGGGUCUGGGGACUCCAACAAUCUACUUUUCAUAAAAUAUGCUGCCUCCAAGAAGGUUCCACUGAUAGUUUCUACAGGAAUGAUAGAUAAGGCAACUGUGACAACCAUCUACAAUAUGAUAUCAAGUCAUCAUAAACAGUUCUGUUUACUACAUUGCGUGUCGGCAUAUCCUACGCCAUACGAAGACUGCAAUCUGAGAGUUCUACAGGAUUACGCUAACAGUUUUAAUAUUCCCGUGGGUUACUCUGGUCAUGAGUUGGGAAUAAAGGUCGUUAUAGCAGCUGUCGCUUUAGGAGCUAAGGUAAUAGAGAAGCAUAUAACUUUAGACAGAAGUAUGAAGGGCACGGAUCAUCAAUGCUCGCUUGUACCAUCAGAAUUGCAGCAAUUAGUGCGAUCAGUGCGUUCUUUGGAAUUGGCACUUCGAACUCCUGUGAAAAUGAUGCAUUUUGUCGGUAUGAAUUACAAAGUAUCAAGUAUUAAAACUUGCACGACUCCUUUUGCCGCGCCCUGAUAAGGACGAAACGUUCAGUUGCAUUUAAAUAACAUAAAUUGGCUCUAAUUAAUUUACUUGUAUAUUUAGUUGUCCUAAAAUUGAUGGUAUUAGAACGAAAAAAAAAGCUAAUUUUAGUCCCGUUCCCUUUGUACCCUUUUCU
Molecule: messenger RNA, 1424 nt
Organism: Papilio polytes (common Mormon)
Lineage: Eukaryota; Metazoa; Arthropoda; Insecta; Lepidoptera; Papilionidae
Product: sialic acid synthase-like
Exons: 4
Coding region: 380-1282 (300 amino acids)
Biological process (GO): carbohydrate biosynthetic process
Molecular function (GO): N-acylneuraminate-9-phosphate synthase activity
Source: RefSeq, a predicted model, not a curated record